AUGACCUCUAGUCCUCUCGAAUUUGAGGGACACUUGAAAUUGCUCGAGAAUCAUAUAAUAAAGUCGCCCUUUUACGACCUCAUCACAAUGCCAGACUUUGCCCUUUGGAGUGCUGGCGUGCGCAUCAUUCCUGUGUUUACAUCUCCCACAUACCAUACCUCACCACCCAUAUCCUGGCUCCAAGGCUUGUUUACAUCAUGCACACAACCAGAGUGGCGGUUUCCUGAAGUGGCUAUCAGCCCUGGUCUUGAUGUUGGUAAUUAUUGGCCAAUGAAUGGCUCAUCUGGAGCUAUUGGCAUAUCACUGGCAAGAGACAUCAGCCCUCAGUCAAUCACGGUUGAACAUGUCCUAAGACAUCUGUCCCUGGACAGCCACAGCACACCAAAGCAUUUGGAAGUAUGGUCGCCGGUUAUGGAUAGAAUGAGCGAUGAAACCAAGGGCAUGGCUACUGUUAACUUCCCAGAUUUUCUGGCACAGUUAGGACAUUCUUCCACCGAUGCACAACAAUGUUUUGUUUUUUUAUCAGAAAUGAUCUAUGAUGUGUUAUCUGUUGAUCACAUUCAGAAUUUUCAACUACAGCAGAAAUUAUUGUGCAUACCUAUUAUUAUCAUCGUAGUGAAGAGUAACUGGGGAAACAAGAACUUUACCUGCUUAUACUGCAUUCACAUCCAUGGAAUUCUGUAUCCCAAUGGUGUAGCCUUGACUUAG
Molecule: messenger RNA, 708 nt
Organism: Suillus fuscotomentosus
Lineage: Eukaryota; Fungi; Basidiomycota; Agaricomycetes; Boletales; Suillaceae
Exons: 1
Coding region: 1-708 (235 amino acids)
Biological process (GO): nuclear envelope organization
Cellular component (GO): meiotic nuclear membrane microtubule tethering complex; nuclear envelope
Molecular function (GO): protein-membrane adaptor activity
Source: RefSeq, a predicted model, not a curated record